AAUAAACUUUUAGUUGUAAAAAAUUUUUAAACUAAACUUUCAUCGAAUUUCAUCUUGUUAGUUCCUUUGAAAUGUUUGAUUGCUGCGCAAAUCAUCUUAGUACUUACAAUUUCGACUUUCGAAUUAGAAAAUCAAAUGAUUUCUCUAAGCGCACAACUAAUAUAGAACAGACUGACGAGCCACUUAUAAGUAAUCACUAUUGGAUGCCUCUUCAGGCAAAUGGAAUACAAAUUCAAAGCAAAAUUUGGCCUAAAACCUCCAUAGAUGUUGAGGAAUAUACACACUUUGUAAAACGGUUGGAAAAGUGUAAAAAGGAAUUGUAUAAAAUGUUUUUCAAAUGCCCGGAAGUUAAUACAAAAUUGAUAGAACAAAUGUUAAGAGAUUUGGAAAAAAGCACGUAUAUGGUCUCCUACUCCCCAAAUGUUUUUCGCUCUUUAAAGGAGUCUCAAUGCUUCUUAAGAGGAGCGCACGGAAAGAGCAAUAUGAAGUUCUACGAAACUACAUACGGCACUUACUACAAUCGUGUUAAAGAAUUAGAACGUUUUAAGGAAGUACUUUACAGUAUGAUUCAGAGAGGUCUAAGGAGGGAAUUUCAUGACGAAUUGAAUAAACUGUAUAUGACAGGUUUAAGUACUUAUCAAAUGAGCUACAACAUACCUGCCUUGGAGCAAGCAAAAAAGAAAAAAACAAAGGAUGGUCCAGUUGAUCGUUAUACUUUACGACGAGUGUAACUUCCUACUGAGUCAUACAAGCAUACCUAAGUGAAUAACUGUUAUGUAGUUGCUAUAGUAAAUUUAUGUACUUACACCUCGUCCCAUUCGUGGAACAGCGG
Messenger RNA from Ceratitis capitata (Mediterranean fruit fly), 832 nucleotides. RefSeq lists its product as uncharacterized. Lineage: Eukaryota; Metazoa; Arthropoda; Insecta; Diptera; Tephritidae. The record is from RefSeq and is a predicted model, not a curated record. The transcript has a single exon. Bases 72 to 731 code for a protein of 219 amino acids.